AUGUAUCCUGUAAAAGGUGUCAGUAUAGAAAAUAGAAGAGAGUUGCCCACUGUAGGAAUCACUUCAAAAAAGAUGGAGCCUGGGAACCACACAAUGGUAACAGAGUUCAUUAUUUUGGGGCUAACUGAGGACCCCACCCUUUGUUGUAUCUUCUUUGUGUUGUUCCUGAGUGUCUACCUCACCACCAUCUUGGGCAAUGUCAGCAUAAUCAUGUUGAUCAGAAGAAGCCCUCAGCUUCACACCCCAAUGUACCUCUUCCUCAGCCACUUGGCCUUUGUGGACAUUGGGUACUCGAGCUCAGUNACACCUGUCAUGAUUGUGAGUUUCCUGAGAGAGAGAACUGCCAUCCCUGUGGCUGGCUGCAUAGUCCAGCUUGGCUCUGAUGUGGUCUUUGGGACUGCUGAGUGCUUCCUGCUGGCUGCCAUGGCCUAUGAUCGCUAUGUGGCCAUCUGCUCACCCCUGCUCUACUCCACUCUCAUGUCUCCCAGGGUCUGCCUCAUCUUGUUGGUUAUUUCCUAUGUGGGCGGAUGUGUGAAUUCUUCAUCGUGUACCAGCUGUUUAUUGAGCCUGACUUUUUGUGGACCAAAUAAAGUCAAUCAUUUCUUCUGUGACCUUCCACCACUGGUGGAGCUUUCCUGUACCCAUGCUUAUGUUGCUGAAAUGUCUCCUGCCAUCUCAGCAGGUUCCAUCAUCGUCAUCACCCUGUUCGUAAUCAUUAUUUCAUACGUCUACAUCCUUCACUCCAUCCUUAGGAUGCGCUCUACUGAGGGCAGGCACAAGGCCUUCUCCACCUGCACNUCCCACCUCACUGCAGUCACCUUGUUUUAUGGGACAGUUACAUUUGUUUUUGUCAUACCAAAGUCAAGCCACUCGCCCAACCAAAUUAAAGUGGUGUCUGUGUUCUACACAGUGGUGAUCCCCAUGCUGAAUCCCUUGAUCUACAGUCUGAGGAACAAGGAGGUAAAAGAGGCCAUGAGGAAAUUGAUGGCGAGAACCCAUUCCUCAUUUUGA
Molecule: messenger RNA, 1011 nt
Organism: Mus pahari (shrew mouse)
Lineage: Eukaryota; Metazoa; Chordata; Mammalia; Rodentia; Muridae
Product: olfactory receptor 481-like
Exons: 2
Coding region: 1-1011 (336 amino acids)
Biological process (GO): sensory perception of smell; G protein-coupled receptor signaling pathway
Cellular component (GO): membrane
Molecular function (GO): olfactory receptor activity; G protein-coupled receptor activity; odorant binding
Source: RefSeq, a predicted model, not a curated record